AUGAAGAGAGGACAUGUAGAAACGUGGGACCCACCACCACAACCACCGUCUGGUUCUGGUCCUUCAAUGGCGGAUAACAAGAGUAAGAUGGCGGCGGAUGAUAGCAACAUGGAUGAGCUUCUCGCUGUUCUUGGCUACAAGGUUCGAUCUUCAGAAAUGGCUGAAGUAGCACAGAAGCUUGAACAGCUCGAGAUGGUCUUGUCUAAUGACGAUGUUGGUUCUACUGUCUUAAACGACACUGUUCACUAUAACCCUUCUGAUCUCUCUAGCUGGGUCGAGAGCAUGCUCUCCGAGCUCAACAACCCGGCUUCUUCGGAUCUCGACCAGACCCGAAUUUGCGAAGAUUCCGAUCUGAGAGCAAUUCCGGGACUUUCUGCGUUUCCGGCGGAAGGAGAGGUCGUUGACGAGGAAGCUAGCAGCAAAAGGAUCCGACUUGGACCAGUCGGAUCCUGGUGCGAUGCGGCGGGUGAGUCAACUCGGUCUAUGGUGCUCGUUGACUCGCAGGAGACUGGAGUUAGACUAGUUCACGCGCUAGUGGCGUGCGCUGAAGCGAUUCAGCAGGAGGAUCAUAACUUAGCCGACGCGCUCGUGAAACGCGUGGGAACACUCGCGGUUUCUCAAGCCGGAGCUAUGGGGAAAGUCGCGACGUAUUUCGCCCAGGCCUUGACACGUCGGAUUUAUCGUGCUUACAUGACGACGGAGACGGACUUCUCAGGUGGUUCCGCGGUGGGCCCAUCCUUCGAAGAGGUUUUGCAGAUGCACUUUUACGAGUCCUGCCCUUACCUGAAAUUCGCUCAUUUCACGGUGAAUCAAGCGAUUCUAGAAGCUGUCACGACGGCGCGUAGAGUUCACGUAAUCGAUCUUGGGCUUAAUCAAGGGAUGCAGUGGCCGGCUUUGAUGCAAGCUUUAGCGGUGAGACCCGGUGGACCUCCGUCGUUUCGUCUCACCGGAAUCGGACCUCCACAGACGGAGAAUUCGGAUUCGCUUCAGCAAUUAGGAUGGAAAUUAGCUCAAUUCGCUCAGGCGGUAGGCGUCGAAUUCGAAUUCAAGGGAUUAGCCGCAGAGACUUUAUCGGAUCUAGAACCCGGAAUGUUUGAGACCCGACCCGAAUCAGAAACCUUAGUGGUCAAUUCGGUGUUUGAGCUCCACCGGCUUUUGGCUCGAUCCGGUUCGAUCGAGAAGCUUCUGGCAACCGUCAAGGCUGUGAAGCCGAGCAUCGUGACGGUGGUGGAGCAAGAAGCGAACCACAACGGAAUCGUCUUCCUGGAUAGGUUCAACGAAGCGCUUCACUACUACUCGAGCUUGUUCGACUCGCUCGAAGACAGUUACAGCUUACCGAGUCAAGACCGAGUUAUGUCAGAGGUGUACCUGGGAAGACAGAUACUGAACGUGGUGGCGGCGGAAGGAUCCGAUCGGGUCGAGCGACACGAGACGCUGUCACAGUGGAAAACCCGGAUGGGAUCCGCAGGGUUUGCUCCGGUUCCUCUCGGAUCCAGCGCGUUUAAACAGGCGAGCAUGCUCUUAUCGCUCUUCGCCGGCGGGGAUGGAUACAGAGUUGAAGAAAAUGACGGUUGCCUUAUGCUUGGGUGGCAGACGCGACCAUUAAUCACCACUUCUGCGUGGAAACUCGGCGGAGCCGCCGUAGAGAUGACUCGCUAA
This is a messenger RNA of Microthlaspi erraticum, 1659 nucleotides long. Lineage: Eukaryota; Viridiplantae; Streptophyta; Magnoliopsida; Brassicales; Brassicaceae. The record is from the annotation of a GenBank genome assembly.